CUGCAGAAUAUUUCAAGCACAGCAGCUGAGCGGUGGUUUGGGUCUGCACAAGGGUUUGUGACCCUUUCUCUCUCCAGCAUUUCAUGACAGAGCUGAUUAGACUCACUUGAGAGUCUUUUGUUAUGGAUCACUAGAGCUGAGAUCAUUGAUAAGCAGCUGAAACAAGGAGAAAGAGCCAGUGCUCUGUGACCAGCUAGCUCUCUGCUGAGCCUCACCGAGCAGCCUGCAGAUCACUCUCUGAGAUCCUCUGAGCUACACAAUUUUACCACGUGCUGGUCUUUGGAAAGUCACUCUCAAUUGGAAGAGUUUACGACUGUUACCCUGUGGGUGGCACUCACUCUUUUCUGGGCCCUUCACAUUCCUCUCUCUGCUGAGCAGCUCUGAGCUCCCAGCCAGCCGAUACUGAUUGCAGCCAGAAGAUACAGGAAAGCAAUGUGCUCCACUUGCUACAUGGGUCAAUCAGAGAAUGGAGGAGAGACAGCUAAGGCACUUACUAACCCUCCAGGUUCACAGACAAAAAACAGACCAGAUGAAUCUCACUUUUGGAUUUGCCGUAUCCUCUGGAAAUAUAGAUUGGUCCAGUUUAUAGUUUUUCUCAUUAUUGCUAUUAUUGUUUUGGCAGUGGUUAGCAGAAGGCUCUGCCCAAAUCAUGCUGCUACCACAUGUCCAGUCGAUUGGAUCGGGUCCCAAGGCAGAACAUACCCAUGGAAAUGCUACUACUUCUCCCAGGUCGAUGGGGACUGGAACUCCAGCCAGAGAAACUGCUCUUCGCUCGGUGCCUCCCUGGCUACAGUUGACACCUGGGAGGAAAAGGAGUUCAUGCUGCACUAUAAGGGACGCUCAGAAACCUGGAUUGGCCUUACCAGGGAAGAAGAAGACAAGCCCUGGAAAUGGGUAAAUGGCACCCCAUUCAAGGACCAGUUUCCAAUAAGGGGAGGAGGUGAAUGCGCGUAUCUGAAUGACGACAAAGGUAUCAGCAGCUCAAGAUGCAGCACAGGGAGACGCUGGGUCUGCAGCAGGCCAGACUGAUGCACAAAGCCAAGGCAAAAGACAAUGCGAGGCUUUCGGAAUGAGGGAGAGUGAUUAGUCGUCACUUUGCUUUCUGAACUGGAGAUAUUGACCCUUGUCGACUCACUGAGGACUGGUCCAAACCUGUGUUUCGAUGGAAAAUUGGGCUGGGAAAUGUAGUUCUCAUAGAUUCUGAGGCCAGAAGGGACCACUGUGAUCCCCUCUCCUAGAUGGGAGACUGCGGUGCAUUGUGGGAGACGUAGUCUGACCAAGACGCCUGGCAUGUAGAGGAGAAUGGGAGCAUGAGGAAACAGAACUACAUCUCCCAUGAGGUACCACAGCAGCAUUUCCAAAUCAAAGUAUUUCAAUUUUGGAUAAAAAAAUUGAAGUUUUCUACACAAAACCCCUCCCCUAUAUUCUGACCAGCUCUGGUCUCAACUAAUGUGCCAAAGUGUCAGCAUUAGGGCCUUCACUAACGUAAAAGUUAUUUUUCUGAAUAUUAAUAUAUUUUUCCAUAUGACCAGCUACCAAAACCAUCAAAGAAAACACUAUGUUCUUCCCUUUCUCUUGAAGCAAUACCUCUCCUACCAGCUUCUUAAGCUGGAUGUUGCAAACAAGCUGUUACCAAAGGACUGUAAUCACGCUGCUUUUCCUGUAGUGUUAAAUGAGAAGACGGUCUUGAUGUGGAAAAGGUUGAGCCCCCUUGAUCUACCCACUGCACAAACAAUUCACGAACAGGCAUUCUCAUGUUAGUCAAUAAAAAAGUGGGAGAGACACUCUGCGUAUUGGACC
This is a messenger RNA of Mauremys mutica (yellowpond turtle), 1800 nucleotides long. Its product is annotated as C-type lectin domain family 2 member D-like. Bases 433 to 1029 code for a protein of 198 amino acids. The record is from RefSeq and is a predicted model, not a curated record. The transcript has 8 exons. NCBI's taxonomy places the organism in Eukaryota, Metazoa, Chordata, Testudines, Geoemydidae.